AGACAAAGAAAAAGCCAUGGCCAGCGAAGCAACCCAGCCUCCGGCGCUCAGCUCGUUGAGCAUCGACGAGAAAACCUCAGACAGCAAGGCCGUUGGCCAGAUCGUGACGCCCUUCGAUGUUUCCGGUGGAGUUGAUGAAUCAGGCAAGCUGUUGCCGGUAGACUAUGAAAAGCUCACGAGGGAGUUUGGAGCCACACCCAUCAAUGCAGCUCUAUUGGAGCGCUUUGAGAAAGUGACUGGCCAUCGGCCACACCGUUUCAUGCGCCGGAGUAUCGUGUUCAGUCACCGUGAUCUGUCGAAGAUUUUGGAUAAGCACGAGAAGGGCGAGCCAUUCUUCCUCUACACUGGCCGUGGGCCGAGUAGCGACAGUAUGCACGUUGGACACACUGUGCCGUUUGAGUUCACCAAAUGGCUCCAGGAUGUCUUCGAUGUUCCCCUCGUUAUCAUGAUGACCGACGAUGAGAAGUUUAUGCACUCUCAGAAGAUCGAGAUUGAGGACGCCAAGAGAUACACAAAAGCAAACGCCAAGGAUAUCAUUGCUGUUGGAUUCGAUAUGAAGAAAACUUUUAUCUUCAGUGACUUCCAAUUCAUUGGUGGUGCUUUCUACGAGAACAUGUGCCGGAUGGCGAAGAGAAUUACAAUCAACCAGGUCAAGGGCACAUUCGGGUUUAACGACAGCAACAACAUUGGCGAGUUCCACUUCUGUGCCACCCAGUCUGCUGCCGCCUUCUCUACCAGUUUCCCCCACAUCUUCGGUACCGAGACGAAGAAGGUGGCGUCCAUUCCUUGCUUGAUUCCAUGCGCCAUUGACCAAGACCCCUACUUCCGCCAGUGCCGCGAACAUGCGGAGAAGAUGAAGUACAAGAAGCCCUCUCUCAUCCACUCUAUCUUCCUUCCCGCCCUCCAGGGUCCUGGAUCCAAGAUGUCAGCCAGUGUCGACAGUUCCGCCAUUUUCAUGAGCGACACGCCUAACAAGAUCAAGAACAAGAUCAACAAGCACGCUUUCUCAGGUGGCCAGGACACCGCGGAAUUGCAGCGCGAGCUGGGUGGCAACACUAAGAAUGAUAUUCCAUUCCAGUACUUGACAUUCUUCCUCGAGGAUGACGAGGAACUGGAGCGCAUCCGUACCGAAUAUGAAGCUGGAAAGAUGAUGACCGGCGAGAUCAAGCAGAAGUGUAUCGCUGAGCUCCAGGCUUAUGUCCAAGGGUUCCAGGAGCGCAGGGCACAGGUUACGGAUGAGGUCAUGGCCGAGUACAUGCGUCCUCGCCCUCUUGAGUGGAAGGGGAAUCCCAACCCAGUGGCGGUUGAGAAGGCUAAGAAAUAG
Molecule: messenger RNA, 1324 nt
Organism: Penicillium hordei
Lineage: Eukaryota; Fungi; Ascomycota; Eurotiomycetes; Eurotiales; Aspergillaceae
Product: tryptophan--tRNA ligase WRS1
Exons: 2
Coding region: 17-1324 (435 amino acids)
Biological process (GO): tryptophanyl-tRNA aminoacylation
Cellular component (GO): cytoplasm
Molecular function (GO): ATP binding; tryptophan-tRNA ligase activity
Source: RefSeq, a predicted model, not a curated record